GUGUUGUGUUUUACCGAUGUGAAGUGAGUUCAGCAGAUGGCAGUAUCUGUCAGACCUCAACAAUGACACUUGCAACAUUGUAACACUGAAACAUACGAACGCUGUUUUGUGCGCGCGGUUACAAUGUAUCGAAGCCGACAGAUGAAACAGAAACACGGACGAGAACUCACCCUGCGAUGGCUCUUGCUUUCUCUCUAACGUCUCUUGAGGAGCUUCACUCGCUCGAUACUCGAACCGACAGCUAAUACUGUACGGUUGUGUGUGUUACACGGGGCUCAUGGCGGAGUUUGUCGCUGAGAACUGCGGGGUCUCAUCGCCGAGUGGUGGCGGGAAACCAACCCAGCCUUGCGAUGAGGAGGACGGCAGAGCUGCGAGCGAGGUGUCGGUCUCCAACGGGGACUGUGGACCGUGUGCACCCGAGAGCCAGGGGCUCGACACGGCCAACGGCAAAACUAGAAUACCACGGAAGACCAGUAUUAUUAAGGAUGGUUCCAGGCGGUGCAAGGAAAGGAAAAAGACGGUGUCGUUCAGUAGCAUGCCAACAGAGAAGAAGAUCAGCAGUGCGAGCGACUGCAUUAAUUCUAUGGUGGACGGGUCUGAACUGAGGAAGGUGCGCUCCAACUCUAGAGUCUACUACCGUUACUUUCUCCUAGACGCCGACAUGCAGUCUCUGCGGUGGGAGCCGUCCAAAAAAGAGUCUGACAAGGCGAAGAUUGACAUAAAAUCAAUUAAAGAGGUGCGAACUGGUAAGAACACAGACACCUUCAGGGCCAAUGGGAUUUCGGAUCAGAUUUCCGAGGACUGCGCAUUCUCCAUCAUCUACGGGGAGAACUACGAAUCGCUUGAUUUAGUGGCAAAUUCAGCCGAUGUAGCAAAUAUAUGGGUGACUGGACUCAGGUACUUAAUAUCGUACGGAAAACACACUCUUAAUAUGAUUCAGAGCUGUCAGGACAACAUGCGUGCGUCCUGGCUGGGUGACCUAUUCGACGAAGCAGACAUCAUCGGGGGAAAAUGCAUUAGUCUUUGUUCAGCCGUACAGCUGAUCAAGAACUUAAGUCCCGGAGUGAAAAAUGUCAAGAUAGAGCUGAAGUUCAAGGAGUUGCACAAAGCGAGGGAUAAAAGCGGUUCUGACGUGACCAAGGAGGAGUUCAUCGAAGUCUUUCACGACCUUUGUACGAGACCAGAAAUAUAUUUUUUGCUAGUGCAGUUCUCAAGCAACAAGGAAUUCCUUGACACCAAGGAUCUGAUGAUCUUUUUAGAGGCAGAGCAAGGCAUGGCGAAGGUGAGCGAAGACAUCAGUGUGGAAGUUAUUCAGAAGUAUGAACCCUCAAAGGAAGGGCAACUUAAGGGAUGGCUCUCCCUGGAUGGAUUUACCAAUUACCUCAUGUCAGGGGAAUGCCACAUCUUUGAUCCUGAGCAGAAAACAGUAUGCCAAGACAUGAACCAACCCCUUUCCCACUAUUACAUAAACUCUUCUCACAAUACAUACCUGAUUGAGGACCAGUUCAAGGGUCCCUCAGACAUUACCGGCUACAUCCGUGCCCUAAAGAUGGGUUGCAGGAGUGUGGAACUUGACGUGUGGGACGGCCCCGAUAACGAACCGCUCAUUUACACGGGCCACACGAUGACCUCACAGAUUGUCUUUCGCAGCGUCAUCGACAUCAUUAACAAGUAUGCUUUCGUGGCGUCGGAGUUUCCUCUGAUCCUGUGCUUGGAGAACCACUGUUCCUUGAAGCAGCAGAAGGUAAUGUUUCAGCACCUGAAGAAAAUACUUGGAGACCGAAUGCACUCGGAUCCUCCUAACCUCGACGACAGCUACCUUCCGUCCCCCUCGGACUUAAAGGGAAAGAUUCUUCUGAAAGGAAAGAAACUGGCGAGCAACUGCACCGGCUCCGAAGGCGAGGUGACGGAUGAGGACGAGGGUGCCGAAAUGUCUCAACGGAUGAACAACGAGGGGAGUGAACAGCGGACGGUUGUUCAACCCAAAAACUUCCAGCUUUCCAAGGAUCUCUCCGAAAUGGUAACCUUAUGCAAGUCUGUUAGUUUUAAGGAUUUUCAGACUGCUUUCCAGAACCAGAAGCACUGGGAGCUCUGCUCAUUCAAUGAGGUCUUUGCCAGUCGUUGUGCUACUGACCACCCUGGUGACUUCGUUAACUACAACAAGAAGUUCCUAGCGAGGGUUUACCCAAGCCCAAUGCGAAUCGAUUCCAGCAACAUGAACCCGCAGGACUUUUGGAAAUGUGGCUGUCAAAUAGUAGCAAUGAACUAUCAAACACCAGGUCUCAUGAUGGACCUCAACAUCGGCUGGUUUAGACAAAAUGGCAACUGUGGUUACGUUCUACGCCCGGCUAUCAUGAGGGAGCAGGUGUCUUAUUUCAGUGCCAAUACUAAAGACUCAGUUCCAGGAGUGUCUCCACAGCUCCUUCACAUAAAGAUCAUUAGCGGACAAAAUUUCCCCAAACCCAAGGGUUCAGGCGCCAAAGGCGAUGUGGUCGAUCCCUACGUUUACGUUGAAAUCCAUGGCAUCCCUGCGGAUUGUGCAGAGCAAAGGACUAAAACGGUCCAUCAGAAUGGCGACAACCCAAUCUUUGAUGAGAGUUUCGAGUUUCAGAUUAACCUUCCGGAACUGGCAAUGGUGCGCUUUGUCGUUCUGGAUGACGACUACAUUGGGGACGAGUUUAUCGGUCAGUACACGAUCCCGUUUGAAUGCAUUCAGCCCGGCUUCCGCCACAUUCCCCUCCAGUCGCUGACGGGUGAAGUCCUUCCACACGCCUGGGUCUUCGUCCACGUGGCCAUUACAAACCGCCGGGGUGGGGGUAAGCCUCACAAAAGGGGGCUUUCAGUCCGCAAGAGUAAGCGGGGUCGGGAAUACGCCAGUAUGAGGAUACUUCUCAUCAAGGCUGUAGAUGAAGUCUUUAAAUCUGCUGCACAGCCACUAAAGGAGGCCACUGAUCUCAGAGAGAACAUGCAGAAUGCCAUCGUGCCGUUUAAAGAGCUGUGCGGUCUCUCCGCCGUGGCCAACCUGAAGCAGUGUAUCCUAGCGCUCUCUCCGCGCCUCAGCGGGCCGGACGCUAACCCGGUCCUGCUGUUUAACCUCAGAGACCAGUACCCCGUCAUGGAGGCGCAGGGCCUGCUGCCCGAAGUCCUGAAGAAGGUGGUCACCGCUUAUGAGAUGAUAAUCCAGACCAACCGAACGCUGCUGGAGAACUCUGACGGCGUGUACGAGCGAAUACUGCAAGUCCAGAAAGCAGCGAUGGAGUUUCAUGAGAAUCUACACGACAUGGCGGUGAAAGAAGGACUGAAGGGAAGAAAACUAAUCAAAUCUGUGGAGAGCUUCACCUGGAACAUCACAAUCCUGAAGGGUCAGGCCGAUCUGUUGAAACACGCCCGGGCGGAAGUGCUUGAGAACCUGAAACAGAUCCACUACGCCGCGCUCACCUGCAACCUGUCCAAAGGAGGAGCGGGACCCUCGUCGGGGUCUCAGUCCAGGGGCCGUCCCAGUCUGGAGGCCAUCCCGGAGAAAGCCAUCGUGGAGGAGGACUUCACAGACCAGGAGAACUGAGGAGAACCGGAGCGUCACAUCCCAUGAGUCCUCUCUCCCCGGCUCAGCGCGCACCGAACACAUUUGGAAAGAUCUCAGGACGGUUCUGAAGGCCUCGUCUACUUCACAUUCCCGCCUCCCGGGAUCAGGUGGGUGUCGAUGAGGCGGGUGUUUCUCAAAGGCCUUCCUACAAGCACAAACGUUAAGAGGAAUCAGAACUGGAGCCGUGAAUGUAACGAGAGGUCGUGUGAGGAAAGAAGAGAGCUGUUUACAAUAAAGAACUACUUUGCGUUCUGUCUGCCAAAAUAGUAUGUGUGUGUAUAUACAGUAUAAAUAUAUAUAAAUAUAUAUAUAUAUAUGGAGAUCUGUUACCUUUUUUGCUAUGUGAACUUUUAAUGGAUCAGAUUAUUUUGUUAAAAGAAAUGGAUGUUUUAAAGAGCUCAUAUUUUAUUUGCUUGUACAGAACAGGAUCUUAUGAGACGGGGCCCGGCCCUUUAUGGGCUUUUUUUUAAUUAUUUGUAUAAAUGCAGGAGGGAUUUGAGGAUGUGUCCAGUUUGAGAUAUUACCAGCAGCUACUGUACAAGUGAA
Rhinichthys klamathensis goyatoka is the source of this 4129-nucleotide messenger RNA. Its product is annotated as inactive phospholipase C-like protein 2. Bases 278 to 3562 code for a protein of 1094 amino acids. The transcript is spliced from 6 exons. Gene Ontology annotation, biological process: lipid metabolic process; intracellular signal transduction. Gene Ontology annotation, molecular function: phosphatidylinositol-4,5-bisphosphate phospholipase C activity. Lineage: Eukaryota; Metazoa; Chordata; Actinopteri; Cypriniformes; Leuciscidae. The record is from RefSeq and is a predicted model, not a curated record.